AUGUCGUCUCCUGCUUCCUCCAAACUUUCCCAUCCUCCCUCUUCCAAGGGCAACGCGGCCUCUCCUAAGGUGACGUCUGAGGACGUUGAGCUUGGUCCAAUUCAGAAUGGGUCCGCCGAACCAAGCAUUCCUCUCGAAGAGGAUAUCAUGCAAUGCGCUCGCAUCGGAGCCCUCGAGCACAUUCAAAAAAUGAUCGAGUCGGGGAAAGUCGAGGCCAAAUAUGCGGAUGAAGAGGGAAUCACACCUUUACACUGGGCUGCUAUCAACAAUCAGUAUGCUGUGUGCAAGUACCUUGUCGAACAAGGUGUAGAUGUUAAUGCGAAGGGAGGCGAAUCCAACGCUACACCAGUCAUGUGGGCUGCGCAGAGAUCUCACUUCUACAUUGUGAAUCUACUACUUCAGAAUGGUGCGGACGCACUAUUGACCGACGGUCAAGGAUACAACAUCCUCCAUCUCGCCACAAUCGAUGGGAAUGCACUUCUUUUGGUCCUUUUACUGCAGCAGAAUAUUCCAGUGGACGCUCCAGACCCGCAGGGACAUACAAGCCUGAUGUGGGCAGGAUAUAAAGGAUGGCCGGCCUGUGUUGAUCUUCUGUUGCGAUCUGGUGCAAAUGUUAAUGCAAUCGACGACAAUGGUUACACUCCUUUACACUGGGCUCUUGUCAAAGGCUCUAAACCAUGUCUAGAUAAAGUCAUCGAAUAUGGCGCAGACCGAUUCGCCAAAACCAACGAAGGAAAGACCCCAGCCAUCUGUGCAGAAGAAAUGAGCACCAAGCGAGCAUAUCAUCGCUCGUUGUCUGAUCACGGCUACGAUGCUAAUGGUAACCUCAAAACCCUACCGCUCAGCCUACACCUUGUUCUUCGCGACCGUUCGAAGAUGGCCAAAUUCUUCUUCUUGUAUCCCUUUUUCAUCAUCCCUAUUGGCCUGUACAUUAUCAGUCACUUUCAAAUUUUUGUUGGUCUGCCGGUCUUCCUGGUCGUAUGUCUUGGUAUGCAGUAUAUUGCUCAACGAAUUGCCAUGAUGGGACCCAUGGACUAUCACGUAAUACACAAAACACCAUAUCUAUCUGGCAUAUUUGCUGGCACUCUGUUUUGGGUUGGCUUCAGUUAUUUGACGUCACUGCUGUCAGGAACAUUCUCAACUAAUCCCUUUUUCAAUUUGCUCUUCAUUCUGAGCUUCUCCAGUACAACAUAUUUCUACUUCACCGCCAUGCGAGAAGAUCCUGGAUACAUUCCCAAGCUGGCAUCACGGAAUCUGCAACGAGCAGUCAUAGAAGAACUCUUCUCGUUGUGGAAAUUCGACGAAGAAAAUUUCUGCCUUCAAUGUAUGGUCAGGAAACCACUGCGAUCCAAACACUGUCGUCGGUGCAAUCGUUGUGUUGCCAAACACGAUCAUCACUGCCCCUGGGUUCACAAUUGUGUGGGCAACAACAACAUUCGACAUUUCUACAUGUACAUCCUUAGCCUUGAAAUUGGCAUCUUGCUAUAUAUCCGCCUUGUUCUCUCUUACCUAUCACUUCUUACUCCACCACCGGACGAUGCGAUCUCGAAAUGCAACAUCCUUACCCCAUCGCUAUGCAGCUUCGUACUUAGAGACCCAUGGACAGUGGCUCUCACAUUCUGGGCUUGUCUGCAGCUCGUUUGGGUCACAAUGCUCAUUGUGGUUCAGUCUGUACAGAUAUCCAAAAACCAAACCACUUUUGAAAACAUGAAACGACAUGAGCACUCUCAUGGUUCUCAUGGCGCACCACUGUUACCACAACAUCGGCAUCAAAUCACCCAGGGAGCUUCUACAGCAACGACGUCGUUGAACGAUACCGCAGCAGCCUCUACACGUCUGAACCCCAUACCGCGCCGGCCUGACGGAUGUCUCACAAGAUGGAAGAAAUUGAUUGGACUGGAUGCGUUCCUUGCCACAGCAUCCGAUGCUUCGCAUGGCAACCUGCAGUCUCGCAGGUCGAACCCCUAUUCUCGAGGUCUCAUUGGCAAUUGUCGAGACUUUUGGUUUGAUCCAGCUCCCAUCUUUGGGAAUCGAAACAACGGCGAGGGUUUCUUGGGCGGAGAAGUUGUUGAUUAUGCACACUUGUACGAAGUACCGCUGAGGUUGAGGAGAGGUGCUGGUGGUAUGCAAUAUGCUAGUGUCGCUGGUGACGAGGAGGACGCAUGA
Molecule: messenger RNA, 2166 nt
Organism: Exophiala aquamarina CBS 119918
Lineage: Eukaryota; Fungi; Ascomycota; Eurotiomycetes; Chaetothyriales; Herpotrichiellaceae
Exons: 1
Coding region: 1-2166 (721 amino acids)
Biological process (GO): protein palmitoylation
Cellular component (GO): Golgi membrane
Molecular function (GO): protein binding; palmitoyltransferase activity
Source: RefSeq, a predicted model, not a curated record